Triticum aestivum (bread wheat) is the source of this 1658-nucleotide messenger RNA. RefSeq names its product chitinase-like protein 1. Gene Ontology annotation, biological process: cell wall macromolecule catabolic process; chitin catabolic process; carbohydrate metabolic process. The transcript is spliced from 3 exons. Gene Ontology annotation, molecular function: chitinase activity. NCBI's taxonomy places the organism in Eukaryota, Viridiplantae, Streptophyta, Magnoliopsida, Poales, Poaceae. The record is from RefSeq and is a predicted model, not a curated record. The coding region runs from base 300 to 1298 and encodes 332 amino acids.
GACGGACAGCCCUCCCGCCACCGACACCACUCCUCUCUGCUCUCUCCCCCGGUCGCACGCGCGGUUGCCACUUCGCUUUCAUCCCCACUCCCAUUUUUAUCUCCUCACCAGAUCCCCGCCACCAGCUACCGCAUUCCCCAAAGAUCCAGAUCACACCAAACGGGGGCAGCCCAGAUCGAGCACCCGAGCUCCCGAGAAGAAGCGAGAUCCAGAUCGAGCUGAGCUGCCCGGGCCGCCGGAGCUGAGCUGAGCUGCUCUGACCGCCGGAGGCGAAGAAGAAGAAGAAGAAGAGCAAGAAGAUGAAGCGGAAGACGCGGAACAAGAUCGUGGUGACGGUGCUGCUGCUGGGGGCGGCGGCGGUGCUGAUCGGCGGCACGCUGGCGCUGAUCCUGACGGCGGGCACCUGGAAGGUGAAGCUCAAGGAGUCGCAGGAGAAGGUGUGCAACAAGGGGUGGGAGUGCUCCGGCACCAAGUACUGCUGCAACCAGACCAUCACCGACUUCUUCAAGGUGUACCAGUUCGAGAACCUCUUCGCCAAGCGCAACUUCCCCGUCGCCAAGGCCGUCGGCUUCUGGGACUACCAGGCCUUCAUCACCGCCGCCUCGCUCUUCGAGAACCAGGGCUUCUGCACCACCGGCGGCAUCGACAUGCAGAUGAUGGAGCUCUGCGCCUUCCUCGGCCACGUCGGCGCAAAGACCUCAUGUGGAUACGGCGUGGCGACCGGCGGUCCGACGGCGUGGGGGCUGUGCUACAACCACGAGAUGAGCCCCGACCAGGGCUACUGCGACGACUCCUACACGCAGUGGCCCUGCGUCAAGGGCGCCGAGUACUACGGCCGCGGCGCCAUCCCGGUCUACUGGAACUUCAACUACGGCGCGGCCGGGGACGGGCUGAAGGUGGACCUGCUGCACCACCCGGAGCUGCUGGAGCAGAACGCGACGCUGGCGUUCGCGGCGGCCAUGUGGCGGUGGAUGACGCCCAUCAAGAAGAAGCAGCCGUCGGCGCACGAGGCUUUCACGGGGGUGUGGAAGCCCAGCAAGAACGACACGCUGAGCAAGCGCCUCCCGGGCUUCGGCGCCACCAUGAACCUCCUCUACGGCGAGUCCAUCUGCGGCCGGGGCUUCAUCGACGAGAUGAACGUCAUCAUCUCCCACUACCAGUACUACCUCGACCUCAUGGGCUUCGGCCGGGAGCGCUCCGGCCUCAACCUCGACUGCGCCGAGCAGGCCCCCUUCAACCCCGCCCCCAAGAAGGACGACGAGCAGCAGCCCACCGGCGGCCAGAAGCCCUCAGGCUAGCACCAUGUUGCUGUAUAAAUAUUCUUACCACGCCAUUGCCUGCUCCCCAGAGCUACGCCGAGCUGCCGAUUCUUCAGCGUGUGAGCUGCUUUGGUGCCAUUUUGGGUAGCUGAUCCGAGAGCUGUGUAUGUGAAUUGGGAAAACUUUAGCCUGGGUGUGUACCACGGUGUCCAUUUUCAUUUGUUUUUGUUUCAUUUUUUGUGUCACACAUAUGUCUAAAGAAGAGAAUUCGAACUGAACAUAGGCAACAUAUCCUACCAUGACUCUGCUCAACUUUCUGUAUAUGUUCCACCUGAGUAAGGUAUUGCUUGAUUUAUCCAUGUAUAAAUACCAGUUUGGCCUGACUAAGGUGUUGCCUGA